This is a messenger RNA of Pangasianodon hypophthalmus (striped catfish), 2396 nucleotides long. RefSeq names its product porcupine O-acyltransferase like (gene porcnl). Gene Ontology annotation, biological process: Wnt protein secretion; lipid modification; protein palmitoylation. Bases 760 to 2100 code for a protein of 446 amino acids. The transcript is spliced from 13 exons. Lineage: Eukaryota; Metazoa; Chordata; Actinopteri; Siluriformes; Pangasiidae. Gene Ontology annotation, cellular component: endoplasmic reticulum; membrane. The record is from RefSeq and is a predicted model, not a curated record. Gene Ontology annotation, molecular function: Wnt-protein binding; palmitoleoyltransferase activity.
GGAGGAAAAGUGUGUAACACGAGCUGUGCUGUACACAGAGGAAGACAUGCUCGCACCUAUUGGCUGCAGCACCGCGACGUGUGCUAUCAAGUUCGGUUGAAAUUCACCAUGUUCACGCGCGUGCUUCACUUUCUUCUCAAAUCUGUAAAUCAGACAGAUGUGUACAGCUGUGCCACCAGCAUGGAAAAGCUAUCCGGACUGGUUGGAUAACGUGGUCUUUAUCCUGACGUGUUUUCCUCACUUCACUUCCGGGUUUGACGUCGUGGCUGGACUGCGUCGCUGAGGUGGUAAGAGAAGCGGCUGAAAUGAACACAAUGCAUGUCCUGUCUAGUCUCUGUGCUGCUGUUUAUUAGUCGAAAGAAGGAUUUUUUUCCAGGCUGGGAGAGCAUAGACACCACAAAUGGCACUUUUUCCCUCUGGAAGUUUCACAUAGGGACAUUCCUGCAGUGGACACAACAGAAAAUAGGGGUCCUGUUCCUCCAAACUCAAGCAACUUCUAUAAAUUGGUCUAUUCAAUGCUCUUAGCUUAACUGAUCCUGUUGAAUUGAGUAUGGCUGAGACUUUUAUAUAAAGUGACCUACAGUUUAGGCAGAAUCCAGUCCACAGAGUUGAGCAGUUCAGGCUUCUAGGCAACUCUUCAAGCAGCCCUGAGAUCUGAACCUGCAACCUUCUGCUCAGUAGCAGAUCCCCAGCUUAAAGAACAUUCGGAAACCACAACUGCCUUAUCCAUUAAGGUAACAAAAUUCUCUGCAGGUUGCCAUGGAGUCGUUUGGCAGACAGGAGUUUUUGUGGUUUCUUGCUGAGGGUUGUGUUGUGCCUACUGCUUGGCAAGGCCUGGAACAGGUGUGGCAGCUGCUGCUUGUCUGCUGCCUCUGCCGCAUCAUCUGCAGACUGGGUUUUUCAGUUCAUGUGAAGCAUCUGAGUUCAUUGGCCGGGGGCCUUUAUGUGCUGUAUGUGUUCUUUGAGCUAAACAUGAUAUGGGUGAUCGCACUCAGCCUCGUCUGCUACCUCAUCCUCUUCCUCUGCCGAAGGUCCAGCAACCGAGGAGUUUUUCUUUCCUUGGCUAUCCUUAUCUACAUGCUCAUGGGAGAGCUACAUAUGAUAGAUGCAGAAACUUGGCAUAAGAUGAGAGGCUCUCAGAUGGUGGUGGCCAUGAAGGCCAUUUCUCUGGCCUUUGACCUUGACAGAGGGGCAGUGUCCUCCUUUCCUACAAUGCUGGACUUCCUUGGGUACAUAUGCUUUGUGGGAACAGUUAUCUUUGGCCCAUGGAUUAGCUUCAGCAGCUACAGAGAUGCUGUGGAUGGCCGGAAAAUGAAUUUUGCCUGGUUUGCAAAAAUCGCUCUAAGCUUUAUAAAGAGUCAGUUUUGCCUCGUCAUCUCCACCUGCAUCGCUCCUUAUCUCUUCCCUUACUUCAUUCCCAUAUAUGUCGAUGGACUACCUCAUAGAUGGCUUCAUGCCUAUGAGAACGCUGUGUCCUUCCACUUCAGCAACUACUUUGUUAGCUAUCUGAGUGAAACAACCAUGGUUAUGGCUGGGGCUGGAUUUUCUGAGCAUAAAGACAACCUCAAAUGGGAUAUUACAGUGGCAAAGCCUCUCAAUGUUGAAUUGCCUAGAUCCAUGGUGGAAGUGGUGACUUCUUGGAACCUGCCUAUGUCUCGUUGGCUGAACAAAUAUGUCUUCAAGAGUGCACUGAAACUUGGUACUUUUCCUGCCAUUUUGGUGACGUACACUGCUAGUGCUCUACUACAUGGCCUCAGCUUUCAUCUAGGAGCUGUGCUUUUGUCUCUGGGAUUUAUCACUUAUGUGGAGCAUGUUCUUAGAAAGAGACUAGCAGCCAUUUUCAGUGCCUGCAUACUGUCGAAGCGCUGUCCAAAUGACUGCCAGCAUCAGAACAAAAAGAACAUGUGGGUGUAUGGGAUUAAUCUGUUCUUCAGCGCAUUGUCCAUAUUUCACCUGACAUAUCUGGGCUCACUCUUUGAUCUGGAUGCUGAGGAUGAAAAGGGAUACCUGGCUAGUCACACUAUUCAGAAAUGGUCAGAGCUAAACUGGGCCAGCCACUGGGUGAUGCUAGGCUGCUGGGUCUUCUAUUGGCUCAUUUAAAUCAAUGUAUGAAAACGUGGAACAUCGUCGUUACAAAUAUCUCGGCAACCUGAAACUUUUCUUUGUUUUUUUCACUCCUUUUGAGUUGCAGAGAUGCCAUGAGAUUUGCCAUUCUUCUUGCUUAUAUACUUUAUUCUGAUACUGCUAAAUUCUCUAAGUACUGUAUAUUGUAGGCAUGAGACAUAAUUAAAAUGCCCUAGUUUUUGUUACAACAUUUUAUAUUUUUUAAAAAAAAGCUUACAGUUGUGUAAAGGUAUUUAUUAUUUUCUAAUAAAACAUGAUGGUUCAUCUGCUGA